AUGGCAACUCCUCCAUCACAACUUCCACGGCCACAAUGCCAAGAAACUCAAUCCUCUUCGGCCCAGGAAAAGGCUAAAGGCGAGAUCGAUAACAAAAGCCACAAACAAAAAUUGGAGACCUGCGAAAGAGCCCCAGAGAGCAAAGGAAAAGCGGAAGGAAAGGAGCUUUCAAGACUCCGUAGGAAAUACAAUAUUGAAAAAACGCAACACCAGAUCACCCAGUUAAGAGCAUCUCAGCUAGACUGCACAAGCUCAAGUAUACGGACUGAGUUGCAAGCUGCGCAGAGUCGAUGUAACGAUCUUGUUGCGGAAAACUCCAAGUUGGGAGCCAGCAUCCAAGAUUGUAAAAGUCACAAACUGGAGCUAAUCCGAACUAUUGAAGAGCUCAGAAAAUCCAGUACAACUCACACCGAAUCAUCUCAAUCCGAAAUUCGACAAAUAAAUAGAUGUAACCAGAGCAAAGAAGACGGCCUGAGAGCUCGAAUAAGGGGGUUAGAAGCUGAUCUAGCUCUCCAAGGAGAUAUCUAUAGUGGGCUACAGGACGAUACACAGCGAUUGGUCCGCGCGAGUGAGGAACUCAAGGCCACUCACACGUCCCUGAUUCAAUCCUCAAAUGAAGAAAUACGACAGACAAAGCAACUGAAAAAGAGCGAAACCGAUGACCUGAACAGACAAAUUAUCGAAUUAAAGAAGAAACUAGCUGAACUAGUCACGGACAACACUCUGAUCCAGCGUUUAAAACGAAAAGUUGAAGAGCUGGAAUUUGGACACACUUUGAAACUCGAUCUCAUUAAGAAGAUUAUCAAACACAAUGGUGAGCUUAUUGAGGAGAGACAGGUCUUCAGAGAGAGAAAUGCCAAUCUCUACGCCGAGAUAAGCCGCUUGACAGAUCACAAUAUUGCCCUGGAAAGCGAGAUAGCACUUCUAUACAGGAUGUCGGUAGAGUUAACAAGCCCGAAGGCUGGUGACAGACAGGGUUUGGAGGAUCCGUUUAACAACGAGGACACUGAUGGUACUGUAGAGCUAGAAGAUAGAGGAUCCGAAAACCCGACAAGAAGUGGACACUAUGUCGAAGAGGAACGAGCCGACGACCCAGCUGAUCAUACUACUAGCGCUAAAGCACCUGGCAAAGCCCCAAGAAAUCGGGGUAAGCCACCAAUCAACAGAAGUCUCCUGGGUGGGAAGUCUGAAAUGCCCCGGCCAGAGCCUCGUCCAGAAUUAAGGCCUUGGGCUAGACCGGGAUGGACCUGGGUCGCUGGUUUUUGGCGCAGAUAUCCUGUCCACUGGAUGAAGAAAGAUGCCGGUAUUAAUGAAGUUGGUUCCGGAGGUGUCGGCACUGAGACUGCUGAGGCUGCAAAUAUCAAAGAUGCUUGGGAUGCUUCAGGUGAAGACACUGUAGCACGAGAUGCUAAGGGUGAAGUUACGAAUGGUUCCGUAGAUGACCCUCCGGAUGCUGAUAUGGAGUAUGAGCUUGCUGAGAAUGCCUUUUCGGAUGAUGACCUCUAUGGUGCUUAG
Molecule: messenger RNA, 1515 nt
Organism: Venustampulla echinocandica
Lineage: Eukaryota; Fungi; Ascomycota; Leotiomycetes; Helotiales; Pleuroascaceae
Exons: 4
Coding region: 1-1515 (504 amino acids)
Source: RefSeq, a predicted model, not a curated record